Rubroshorea leprosula is the source of this 1256-nucleotide messenger RNA. NCBI's taxonomy places the organism in Eukaryota, Viridiplantae, Streptophyta, Magnoliopsida, Malvales, Dipterocarpaceae. The record is from the annotation of a GenBank genome assembly.
GUGCCAGCACUGAAGAGGAAGGGUUGGGAGGAGAGGAGGGCGCUGCAGAAGAAGCAAAAGGUGGUGGAGGAAGAGGGGAGUGGGGUGCCUGAGUUCGUACCUCAGCCUCCUCUUGUUGAGCUGGAUCCCAAGCUCAGACAGUUGGAGGAGGGGGCUGAGGUACGGGCUCCUGGUAAGGGGAAGGGCCCUAUUUCCCUUGCGGUGCCUCAGAGCAGCCUGUUCGAGGCAAAGAACAUGAUGGGGGCUAGGUGGUUCAUCAACAGCACCUUCCCCGAGGUGGACAAGCGCCAUGCGCAAGAGGAAGCUCUGAGGUACGGGGGAGCAUCUGUUGUGAAGCACGUCCUUGAGGUGAAUGGUCUAGCCCAGGAGUUCAGGGAUGGUGUCAAGGAGCGUACACUCUUGCAGAGGCAGUGUGACCAGCUGCAGAAGGAGAAGGAAGAACUGGAGAAGAAAAACAAAGAUCUGCAAGAGUCGCUGGACGAGGUGGUUCCAACUGUGAAGCAGUUGGAGCAGGAGAGGUCGUCCUUGGGCACCAAGCUCGGCUUUGAAGAGACGAAGCGAAAGAUCUCUGAAAGCGAGCGUGAGGCUCUGGCACAAGAAUUAAAGCUGACAAAGGAGGCCUUCUUGGAGCUGAAGGGGAAUGUGCAGACCUUGGUGCACAAUGGGAUGAAGGAGCACAUCAGCAACUUCAUCAGCUCCAGCUCGUUUGACAACAUCGUCAACCUAUACCGGCUGCCUACUGCCAUCAUCGCAUUUACGGACUGCAAGAAGAAGGUGAAGGCAGAAUAUCCCAAAGUGGAUAUUACGAAGAUCACCUUUGGAGAGCAAGAAGAAGGAGUGGAGGAAGAUGGGGAGAGCAUGUCAGCAGACUUCCGUCCUCAAAUUAAAUUGAGGUGGGAGGAUGAUGCAAACGGACGUGCUGUUUUCCCUCCACAGUUCGACUUCGAGUUCGUGGCAGUGGAGGAAGAAGGGGCAGAGGUAGAAGUGGACGAUGUGAAGGCAAGAGUGGAGGGAGCUGAAGUGGAUGAGAAUCAACCAAUUCCAGAAGUGGAGAUUCAUUCAAUUCCCUCUGACGAUGAAUAGCCUCUUCUGCCAGACGAGCAGCAGUCAGCACAGCCACCUCUUCCAGCUGAAGAAGAGCCAAUGGAGCCACCUCUUCCAGCAGAGAAUUAAUUUUGUUUGUUUUUUGAUUUUUUGUAAAGACAUGUGAUCAGUUUGUAGUAUUUACAUUUUCUUAAUGAAAGUUCUUUUUUGAA